AGGGUCAAUCCCCGUAGUUGUUAAAGGAGUGUCUCUCGAUGUGCUGGCGUAGUUACGUUUGAUAGUUCCAUGUUCGGUCAAGUCUUCCACGUGCAACUUAAUAUAGAGAAAAGUGUUGUACUCUACAUACAACUUAAAGUCUUAUGCCUGCAACUUAUCAUAGAGGAAGUGUUGUGUUCUGCGCGGUAGUGUUACACCUGCAACUCACUAUAGAGUUAAGUGUUACUGUUGUGCCCUAUAAAUGCAGCGAUUGAGCGACUAGUUUCUAGUUAUCAUCAGAGUUUUGAAUGAGUACGCCAUCAAUUAAACAUUGAACUGCUGAUGGACAUAGGAGUGAAAUUGAAUAUGAUUUCAAUACAAGCAACUGUUAAGUUAUUUUUCCGGUUGCUGUGGAGAUUUUGUUGUAAACGACACGAAUGGUAGAGCUACACUCAAUGGUGAAAACACGAAAUAAACAAAAGGUGAACAAACAUACGUGAUGCCUGGAUAUUUAAAUUGAAAAUAAUUGAAGUGAAUACUUUGCUCUAUAUUUUAAAUCUUAUAUCCUGAAUUAUGGAAGAGGAAAUAAAGUAAUAAUCUUAUUUCGGUGACGGAUACGAAAUGAUAAGUAAAUUCAACGAUGUUUGUGAUUACUGUACUCAAAUAUUUUAGUUAAUGUAGAUGUUAACUUCUGAUCGUUAACAAGACCCUUUGUAUGUGCAACAAAAAUGUUGAUGUGGAGGUUAAACUUUUAAUCUUUAUCAAGACACAGUGUAUGUGCCACAAAAAUGUAGCUGUAGACAUUACACUUUUAAUCGUUUUCAAGAACCGUGUAUGUGCUUGUUGAACUUUUGAUCGUUAACAAGACACCGUGUAUGUGCUUGUUCAACUUUUAUUCGUAACAAGACACCGUGUAUGUGAUUGUUAAACUUUUAAUCGUUAUCAAGACACUGUGUAUGUGCUUGUUAAACUCUUAAUCGUUAUCAAGACACCAUGUAUGUGCCACAAAAAUGUGGAUGUUGAGGUUAAACUUUUAAUCGUUAUCAAGACACCGUGUAUGUGUCCCAAUGACGUCAUGGAGCGAGGACCUCUCACGUUGGCUGGAGCGCUGCUGCUGCUCCUGUACGUCGCUCGCGCCCAAGAAGCUCUGCAGGGCAGCGAGGCAGAAGCAGGACCCAUGGUGAGGGUGGAGGGAGUUGUGGGUGGGGACGUGGACGUGCCUUGUGGAGUCUUCCCCAACGAUGCCAAGGACAAAGUCAACCUCAUCCUCUGGUACAAGGAUAACAACGAAGUGCCCAUAUACAGCUAUGAUACGCGACGAGCGAUGUUCCCUAUGGAGAAACAUCACCUCAAAGACGGCGGCCUGAGAGGGCGCGUCGAGUUCACACCGUCACCGCGGCCACCGCGUCCUCACACGCUUAAAAUAAAGGGCCUGCAGGCGGGCGACGCCGGCCGCUACACUUGCCGCGUGGACUUCCUGAACGCGCAGUCGACAACGCGGGUCGCGGAGCUCACGGCCAUCACGCCAGUCGAGAGCGUCGUCAUCUCGGACGCCCUGGGGCAGCCCGUGCCGCCCAAAACGGCGCCCAUACCCGAGGGCGGCACCCUGAACCUUACGUGCCUCGCUAAGGGCGGCGAGCCUCGUCCCAAAGUGUCGUGGUGGUUGAGGGAUGCGAUGGUGGAUGACGUGUACCAGGAGGUUGCCCCCAACCUGCUCAGCAACAGCCUCGUCAUCUCGCCUGUGACGCGCUCCCACAACCACGCCAUGGUCUCUUGUAGAGCUUCAUCGUCACCCGUCUCUGUUACCUCUGCCACCGUCACCAUUGAUAUGUACUUGAAGCCCCAGUCCGUGGACAUCGUUGGUCCCUCGGGGCGCGGGGUGCCCGCUGGCCAACACGUGGACCUGACCUGCAAGGUGCGGGGGUCGAGGCCCCCGCCCAUCAUCACGUGGAAGGUCGGCGGUCGCGACGUGCAGACUGACGAACCAGCGCAGAAGCCCGGGUUGACGGAGGUGGGGGUGGAGUCUCGCCUGCGGUUCCCCGUGCGUCGUCAGGACCACGAGGCGCGCGUCGUCUGCCGCGCCCUCAACCCCGCCAUGCCCGACUUUGAUAUGCAGGACGACACCAAACUUAACGUCACGUACCCUCCUGAGGUGGAGCUGAGGAUGGGGACAUCGCUGAAGAGCACUGAAGUGCGGGAGCAUACAGACCUGUACCUGACCUGCCACUACAGCGCCAACCCGCCACCUCAUCGCCUGCACUUCCAGCAUGAGGAUCGCCCAGUUUUAGAAGGAUCAUCACCUAGCGUUGUGAUAUCCGGCCAGAAUCUGGUACUGAGAUCCGUGACCAGAGCACAAGCUGGACUCUACAGCUGCAACGCCACCAACAGCAUCGGCACUGGUAGCAGUGCUCAGCUCAAUAUCUCCGUGCUUUACUCGCCAGUGUGCGCGUCAUCAGCACCUGUUUGGGCGCAGCCCGGCAUGCUGGUGAGCGCCUCAUGCGGCGUCGAGGCGCGGCCAGCGAAGCCCAUGAGCUUCUCGUGGGUCUGGAAGACGCCCACCGCCACCAAGCGGGUGCCCACCUCGCAAAUAACGUCUCGGGGAUUAAAUUCGGAGGCGACGUUCACGGUACCGAGCGACAACAGCUCCAUGCCGCCCCCAGGGCAGCAGUUCGGGGUGCUCGAGUGCUGGGCUGAGAACCCUGUAGGCAAGCAGAUAGAACCCUGCAUUGUGCAAGUCAGGCGUCCCAACCCUCCAGAGGCGCCUGUCAACUGCACGCUCUCGAGCUCCACAUACAACACAGUGACGGUGGUCUGCGACCCAGGCACUUCCAUCCUACCGCAGUCUUUUCGACUUCAGGUCUACCAGUCCGAGACCGGCAAAGUCUUCUUCAAUUCCAGCAGCACCUCACCCAGAUUCGUGGUGCGUAACCUGGACCCUGGGUUCGCGUACGAAGUGUUCGUGUCGGCGUUCACGGCGUACGAGAGCAGCCCUCUCAAGAAAGUUGAAGGCCUGCGCGUCCAGACCGCCGAGAAUAAAAUUAGCGUAGGCGAAACACUGGCGGACAGCGAGUGGUUCUCUGUGGUGGUGUACGGUGGUGGGGGCCUCGGUCUCGUGUUCGUCGUGCUGCUCGUAGUAUGUCUCAUCCGCCUGCGGCUGCGGCGGUCGCAGCACCGCUGCACGGUCCGCAAAAUCAAAGGCGCCGCAAUCCCGGAAGAAGCUGGCCAACCGGCGCCUUCCACCGCCGCCGCGACUGUCCGCAGUCGCAGCUCCGAAUCUCAGAGUUUGUCGUCCAUGGAGAAGAAGUCGCCAAACGUGGACGGCAUUUCCGACCUUAUCGGACCUGGCCGAGAAAUCGGAAGAAAUGAUCCACGAAAGUACGAUGAAACGAGCAACACCUUACAACCAAUCAUCAGACAGGGAGGCAGCAAACGGCAGCCUAUAAUAAAGGAAAAUGGAAGGGCAGAACCUGUGCGUGGCAGCUCAAAUAGACAAGUGCUCUUUUUAGAACCUCCGGUGGCGGAGACCUGCAACUUGCCGUCACCAAGACGCAACGAAAUUGGGCUCCUGAGGGACUUAGAAUCUCCCCCGUAUAGCCCCUCGGAGUUGACCUUGCGAGGCGCUGAUCCUCCAGUGAGGAGAAGUGAUAGCUUCAGCAGGCAUGGCGACGUCAUUCCCAGGCAUUCUGACCUCGGCAUGAGAAGACCUGACAUGCCACAACACCGUCGGCCAGAGGAUAUACAUUACAUGAGCGAUAUGCAUAAUAUGCCACCUCGAGUAGACCUUACAGGGCGACACGAUUUACCUCCCAGGCAUGACAUCCCACUCAGGCGUGACAUUCCUCCUAGGCAUGAUAUUCCAGCACGACAUGACUUACUACCCCGACAUGAAAUGCCUCCUCGCCUUGAUAUACCUCCCCGACAUGAUAUGCCUCUCCGACAUGAUAUAUCACCCCGGCAUGACAUAUCGCCUAGACAUGAUAUACCAACUCGACAUGAUAUACCACCGCGGCAAGACCUCCCUCCUCGUCAAGAUUUGCCCCCUCGACAUGAGUAUUCCCCAAGGAUCGACCUGGCUCCAAGACACAGCGAUCCUUCUCGGCACGAGGUAUCGCCAAGGCGGGAAGAAUUCUCGCCAUACGCGAGACGAAGACUGUGCUCUGACUCAAUGAAAAUACCUACCUCGGAAAUGGAAACUUCUUUGUAUCCAUUGCCUGUUCGAAACACAACCUAUCAUGACUCGCUCAGGAAUUUCGAAGAUCGCUACUCGGAACGAAGUCCUCACCCAAACGACGGCUUGGUGCCUCCAUUCCGGUCUGGCUCCUCGAACACUCUGAGUCGCGACUCAGGCUACGGCUCUUCACGACCUCCUCACGGAGUUUUCAACUCGCCUGCCUACCGUAGACAUGCCAGGAGUUACGACGACUCAUCUCCCUAUCAUCCUCCACCUCCUCCGCUCACUUCCAUCAUGAAAAAGUCACCGAGCGUGAGUGCUGGAGUCGGGCGCAAUGCUGAUGGUGUUUGCAGAGCAGCCUGCAGCCACCCUACCUAUAGGUCUCUGCCAAGGCCCAGCAAAAACCGGCCUCCUGAUGUAGAAGAACUCAACCGUUAUCGCGGUCUGGAUCGUCGCUUCGACUUGCCGUUCACAGGAUCGUUGCCAAGGCAAGAAGCGCGCAGACCUAUCGGGGGCAGCCGACUUCGGUUCGCCGAUGCUAAGUACUUCCAUGUUUACCCUGAUAAGGAAAAGAAGCAAAAUAGAGUAGUCGUUGACGAUUCAGAUGAGAAUUUUGUAUGAAUGGUUUCAUGAAUAAAUGUUUUUUUAUUUGUU
Hyalella azteca is the source of this 4804-nucleotide messenger RNA. RefSeq lists its product as uncharacterized. The transcript is spliced from 15 exons. Gene Ontology annotation, molecular function: protein binding. The record is from RefSeq and is a predicted model, not a curated record. Lineage: Eukaryota; Metazoa; Arthropoda; Malacostraca; Amphipoda; Hyalellidae. Bases 977 to 4771 code for a protein of 1264 amino acids.